Rhinolophus ferrumequinum (greater horseshoe bat) is the source of this 4956-nucleotide messenger RNA. It is a transcript of the gene TAOK2, whose product is annotated as TAO kinase 2. The coding region runs from base 808 to 4515 and encodes 1235 amino acids. Gene Ontology annotation, molecular function: ATP binding; protein kinase activity. Gene Ontology annotation, biological process: protein phosphorylation. The transcript is spliced from 16 exons. The record is from RefSeq and is a predicted model, not a curated record. NCBI's taxonomy places the organism in Eukaryota, Metazoa, Chordata, Mammalia, Chiroptera, Rhinolophidae.
UCUUGGAAUUGGGAGGAAGAGGGAGAGGGAGACCGGGACGAGACCCGGGUUGUGGUGCGGAGAGGCUGGGGCUGAGAAGAGGAGAGGGAGAGAGGGCGCCGGGACCGCCCUUAGCUGCAGUCUUUCAGCUCCCCUCACGAGAGAGAAGGGGACAGGGAGGAGGCCGGGGCGGGAGUGGGGGCUGUCACCCUCGUACCCUGACGUGAGAGGGGCCGUUUGGCCGGACGUCCUAGGGGUGGGUCCCCUAUCGGUGGCCGAAGCCCUGGGGUUCAGGCCCUUCGGUUCCGAAUUUCCGGGCUUGACCCCUCGUUUCUCAAAUACCCGGUUAUCAGCCCCACAGAUUCCAGAUAUCCGGGACCCGGGUCCCAACCUCUCUAAAGCUGGGGCUCUGUUUUAUAGGAUUUCAAAUAUCUGGGGUUCAGGCCCCUGCGUGCACCAGUAUCCGGGGUUCAUUCCCUCACGCGUUCAACUAUCAGAGCCAGCCUCCCCCCCGUUUAAAUAUCUGGGGUUCAGACCCCACAAUCAGAAAUCCGGGAUUCAGCAACUGUCGCCCUCGAGGAGGAGGAGGAGGACUGGACCGCGAGGUCAGAUCAGGCUGUCACCCCCUCCCCUCCAGGGGAGGCUUCCCGGGCCCACCCCUGAGGAAGGGCAAACGCCGAGGCAGAGGUGGCAAGGGGAAAGGGCUCCUUGCCCCUCUCCCUGCUUGGCAGAGCCGCUGGAGGACCCCAGGAGGAGUCGGAAGCGCUGGGGGCACCAUAGUGACUCCUACCAGGUCAGGCCCCACUCUCAGGGCCCUCAGGGGCCACCAUGCCAGCUGGGGGCCGGGCCGGGAGCCUGAAGGACCCUGAUGUGGCUGAGCUCUUCUUCAAGGAUGACCCCGAAAAGCUCUUCUCUGACCUCCGGGAAAUUGGUCAUGGCAGCUUUGGAGCCGUGUACUUUGCCCGGGAUGUCCGGAAUAGUGAGGUGGUGGCCAUCAAGAAGAUGUCCUACAGUGGAAAGCAGUCAAACGAGAAGUGGCAGGACAUCAUCAAGGAGGUUCGGUUCCUACAGAAGCUUCGGCACCCCAAUACUAUCCAGUACCGGGGCUGUUACCUGAGGGAGCACACAGCCUGGCUGGUGAUGGAGUAUUGCCUGGGCUCGGCUUCUGACCUCCUGGAAGUGCACAAGAAGCCCCUCCAGGAGGUGGAGAUCGCUGCCGUGACCCACGGGGCUCUUCAGGGCCUGGCUUACCUGCACUCCCACAAUAUGAUCCACAGGGAUGUGAAGGCUGGAAACAUCUUGCUGUCAGAGCCAGGCUUGGUGAAGUUGGGGGACUUCGGCUCCGCAUCCAUCAUGGCACCUGCCAACUCCUUUGUGGGCACCCCAUACUGGAUGGCUCCGGAGGUGAUCCUGGCAAUGGAUGAGGGGCAGUACGACGGCAAGGUGGAUGUCUGGUCCCUGGGGAUCACCUGCAUCGAGCUGGCGGAACGGAAACCACCGCUGUUCAACAUGAAUGCAAUGAGUGCCUUAUACCACAUUGCACAGAAUGAGUCCCCUGUGCUCCAGUCGGGACACUGGUCUGAGUACUUCCGGAAUUUUGUUGACUCCUGUCUGCAGAAAAUCCCUCAAGACAGACCAACCUCAGAGGUUCUUCUGAAGCACCGCUUUGUGCUCCGGGAGCGGCCACCCACCGUCAUCAUGGACCUGAUUCAGAGGACCAAGGAUGCCGUGCGGGAGCUGGACAACCUGCAGUACCGCAAGAUGAAGAAGAUCCUGUUCCAGGAGGCACCCAACGGCCCUGGCGCUGAGGCCCCAGACGAGGAGGAGGAGGCGGAGCCCUACGUGCGCCGGACUGGCACGCUGACCAGUCUGGAGAGCAGCCACUCCGUGCCCAGUAUGUCCAUCAGCGCCUCCAGCCAGAGCAGCUCGGUCAACAGCCUGGCAGACGCCUCAGACAAUGAGGAGGAGGAGGAGGAGGAGGAGGAGGAAGAGGAGGAGGAGGAAGGGCCUGAAGCCCGGGAGAUGGCCAUGAUGCAGGAGGGAGAGCACACGGUCACCUCGCACAGCUCCAUCAUCCACCGGCUGCCGGGCUCGGAUAACCUGUAUGAUGACCCCUACCAGCCAGAGCUGACCACAGGCCCCCUCCAGCUGCCCGCAGCCCCCGCCCCCACCCCCGCCUCUUCCGCCCGUCGCCGGGCCUACUGCCGCAACCGGGACCACUUUGCCACCAUCCGCACCGCCUCCCUGGUCAGCCGCCAGAUCCAGGAGCACGCACAGGACUCCGCGCUGCGGGAGCAGCUCAGCGGCUAUAAGCGGAUGCGGCGGCAGCACCAGAAGCAGCUGCUGGCCCUGGAGUCUCGGCUGCGGGGGGAGCGAGAGGAGCACAGUGCACGGCUGCAGCGGGAGCUGGAGGCACAGCGGGCUGGCUUUGGCGCUGAGGCGGAGAAGCUGGCACGGCGGCACCAGGCCAUCGGUGAGAAGGAGGCACGUGCUGCCCAGGCCGAGGAGCGGAAGUUCCAGCAGCACAUUCUCGGGCAGCAGAAGAAGGAGCUGGCUGCCCUGCUGGAGGCCCAGAAGCGAACCUACAAACUGCGGAAGGAGCAGCUAAAGGAGGAGCUCCAGGAGAACCCCAGCACGCCCAAGCGGGAGAAGGCCGAGUGGCUGCUGCGGCAGAAGGAGCAGCUGCAGCAGUGCCAGGCGGAGGAGGAGGCGGGGCUGCUGCGGCGCCAGCGUCAGUACUUCGAGCUGCAGUGUCGCCAGUACAAGCGCAAGAUGCUGCUGGCUCGGCACAGCCUGGACCAGGACCUGCUGCGAGAGGACUUGAACAAGAAGCAGACACAGAAGGACUUGGAGUGUGCGCUGCUGCUGCGGCAGCACGAGGCCACGCGGGAGCUGGAGCUGCGGCAGCUGCAGGCCGUGCAGCGCACGCGGGCGGAGCUCACCCGCCUGCAGCACCAGACGGAGCUGGGCAACCAGCUGGAGUACAACAAGCGGCGGGAGCAGGAGCUGCGGCAGAAGCACGCGGCCCAGGUUCGCCAGCAGCCCAAGAGCCUCAAAGUACGUGCAGGCCAGCGUCCCCCCAGCCUCUCGCUCCCUGAUCCUGGGGCUCUGGGAGCACCCAGCGCAGGCACCCCUAGAGAGGAGCAGCCCUGCCCAUCGGGCCAGGAGGCAGCCCUGGACCCAAGAAUUCUGGGAGAGGAGGAGGAAGCAGUUCCAGAGAGGAGGAUUCUGGGACAGGAGGGGGCCACCUUGGAACUCGAGGAGCAGGGAAUGCUGGGGGGAGAAGCAAGAGCCCCUAGUCCCGGCCCCCAAAAUCGUAGGCAUUGGGUUGAUGAGGAAAUUUGGGGUCUUCCUGACGAGGGCAUGGAGGAGCUUAGAGUGCCAUCGCUGGCUCCUCAGGAGAGGAGCAUUGUGGGCCAGGAGGGGGUCGGGGAGUGGAGAUUGUGGGAGAAGGAGGAGGGCUGCCUCCUGGGGGAGGAGUUUGACUUUGGCUGGGUCCAGGGCCCACCACUGACACCAGUCCCUGAGGAGGAGGAGGAGGAGGAGGAGGGCUCUCCAAUUAGGACCCCACGGGAUCCUGGCGACGGCUGUCCCUCCCCAGAUAUCCCCCCUGAACCCCCUCCCACACAUCCGAGGCCUGGCCCUGCCAGCCAGUUCCCUGGUCUCCUGUCCCACGGCCUCCUGGCCGGCCUCUCCUUUGCAGUGGGGUCGUCCUCUGGCCUCCUGCCCCUGCUCCUUCUGCUACUGCUCCCCCUGCUGGCGGCCCAGGGUGGGGGAGGCCUGCAGGCCUCGCUGCUGGCCCUCGAGGUGGGGCUGGUGGGCCUGGGGGCCUCCUACCUACUUCUUUGUACAGCUCUGCACCUGCCCCCCAGUCUGUUCCUGCUCUUGGCCCAGGGCACUGCCCUGGGGGCUGUCCUGGGUCUGAGCUGGCGCCGAGGCCUUCUGGGUGUCCCUCUGGGCCUUGGGGCCGCCUGGCUCCUUGCCUGGCCAGGCCUGGUUCUCCCUCUGGCAGCUGUGGCCGCUGGGGGCAAGUGGGUGCGGCAGCAGGGCCCCCGGAUGCGCCGGGGCAUCUCGCGACUCUGGUUGCGGGCUCUGCUGCGCCUGUCGCCCCUGGCCUUUCGGGCCCUGCAGGGCUGUGGGGCAGUGGGGGACCGGGGUCUGUUUGCGCUCUACCCCAAGACCAACAAGGAUGGCUUCCGCAGCCGCCUGCCUGUCCCUGGGCCUCGGCGGGGUAAUUCCCGCGCUGCCCGACACCCAUUAGCCCUGUUAGCAAGGUUCUGGGCCCUGUGCAAGGGCUGGAACUGGCGCCUGGCGCGGGCCAGCCAGGGCUUGGCCUCCCGCCUGCCUCCCUGGGCCAUCCACACGCUGGCCAGCUGGGGCCUGCUUCGCGGGGAACGGCCCAGCCGUAUCCCCCGGCUGCUACCACGCAGCCAGCGCCGGGCAGGGCCCCUUGCCUGCCGCCAGCCACCACCAGGGACUCUAGCCGGGCGGAGAGCCCGAACCCGCCAGUCCCGGGCCCUGCCUCCCUGGAGGUGAGCGACUCACUUCCCAGCCCAAACCGAAAGCAUCGAGCACUUUAUCUCCCACCACUCAGUGACGUGGGCCGGACCCGGGCCUCUCCUCCCUCUCACCCUUCCUUCCUCAGUGUGCUUCCCACCACCCCCCACCCCAGCCCUGGGCACCUCUAGACAGGCAGCUUCCUCCACCCCGGCGUCCGGAGGUUACACUUCGUGUGCUCCUGACUCCCCUCCCUCCCCCUAAGUUAUUGCUGUUCUCCGGCUGUGUGUGCUCAUCCUCACCCUCAUUGACUCAGGCCUGGGGCCAGGGGCCGUGGGCGGGGGUGGGGGGGACAGUCAUGUUUUUUUUUCUCUCUUUGAUUUUGUUUUUCUGUCUCCCUUCCAACCUGUCCCCUUUCCCCCACCAAAAAAAGAAAAAGACAAACACAAAUAAAAUAUCUGAGCGGAACUGUACCUUUGG